AAAAAAGUCAGCAGCUGGUGCCUGAUGGUGACGAUGAUUCUUUAAAGGGCGGGAAACGUUCAGCGGCGUCAACAAACGUUUGGAAGAGGAAUAGUCGAGUAAGCAUCUGCCGCUGCCCUCAUGCCUGGAGUCUGUGAAGGGGAGAGUAACCUGUGAGAACCAUGGUGCAGGAGAGAGGAGAGAACCAACCCGCCGGCCCCACCGAGGGAGUCGAGGCGAUGGAGGCGACACAGCGGCAGCUCAGAAUAAACCUGCGGCUGUGGGGCGUUGCAGGAAACUCUGGUGAGGAGGUGCUACGCGUCCACAGCGGCGAGGCUCAGCACUUGGAGGACCUGUUGGGGCGUACCUUGACCCUGGGGGAGAGCAACUCGGCGCUCCUCUUGGCCCCCAGAGGCACCGGAAAGACUGCCCUGGUGGAGGGUGUGCUGGGGCGGCUGCAGGAACGUGGGGCGCUGCGUGAGGGGCUGGUGGUGCGUCUGUCGGGGCUGCUCCACACGGAUGACCUCCAGGCCCUGAGGGAGAUCACCCGCCAACUCAGACUGGAGGAAGCGGCUGCCAAGAAGGUGUUCAGGUCGUUCGCGGAGAAUCUUGCGUUCCUCUUGGAGUCGCUGCGAGGGGGUAGUAAGGAGACCGCCAAGCCAGCCAUCUUCCUGCUGGACGAGUUUGACCUCUUCUGCCACCACCGCAACCAGACGCUCCUCUACAACCUGUUUGACGCCGCACAGUCAGCUCAGGCCCCCAUCUGCGUGCUGGGCCUGACCUGUCGCCUCGAUGUGGUGGAGCUGCUGGAGAAGAGGGUCAAGUCGCGCUUCUCUCACCGCCAAAUACACCUGCAGAUGCCCCAUGCAUUCGACCCCCACUACCUCAACACCUUCAAGACGCUGCUGCUCCUGCCCGACUCUUUUCCCUUCAAGGACUUCGCCCGGACGUGGAACAAGACCGUCCAGAAGUUAGCCUCGGACCCUGCAGUGGUUCAGGUAUUGCGGCAGCUCCACGCAACCACCACGGACGCUCGGGCCUUGAAGUCUUUACUGCUGUUGUGUGUGGCGCAGCUUGGCGAAGACAGCACUUGCCUCACGCCCCAGAUGUUCACCAAGGCGGAGACGCUCUUCACCCAGGACGCCAAGACCAACAUGCUACGCGGCCUCUCUGCCCUACAGCUGUGUCUGGUUGUGGCCAUGAAGCGCCUGGCGGAGGUGUACGACGGCGAGCCUUACAACUUUGAGAUGGUCUACCGCGAGUACCUCAAGUUUAGCCUCAAGUCGUCCAUGCAGAGUUUCGACCGGCCAGUGGUGUUCAAGGCCUUCGAUCAGCUCAUGAGCCUGGAGUUGGUGCGGCCGGUGGACCAGUCGUGUCGGGUGCAGCGUGGGUACCAGUUAGUGCAGCUGAUGAUGACGCCGACCCAGGUGAAGGAGGUGCUGGCCCAGAUGCCCGGCCUACCCACGGACCUUCACCACUGGGCCAGCUCCUCCCUACCCUGAAGCCUCUGGUGGUGGGUUGAGAAACAGCUUGAAGUGGGUUAUUUUUUUACAUGAUGUCCAGCGUUCGUCUUUGUAUUGUCUGAUCUUUUCAAUAAAUAUGCCUUGUAG
This is a messenger RNA of Eriocheir sinensis (Chinese mitten crab), 1589 nucleotides long. It is a transcript of the gene Orc4, whose product is annotated as origin recognition complex subunit 4-like. The coding region runs from base 162 to 1481 and encodes 439 amino acids. The transcript is spliced from 10 exons. Gene Ontology annotation, cellular component: nucleus; nuclear origin of replication recognition complex. Lineage: Eukaryota; Metazoa; Arthropoda; Malacostraca; Decapoda; Varunidae. Gene Ontology annotation, biological process: DNA replication; DNA replication initiation. Gene Ontology annotation, molecular function: DNA replication origin binding; ATP hydrolysis activity; ATP binding. The record is from RefSeq and is a predicted model, not a curated record.